Molecule: messenger RNA, 3372 nt
Organism: Ylistrum balloti
Lineage: Eukaryota; Metazoa; Mollusca; Bivalvia; Pectinida; Pectinidae
Exons: 2
Coding region: 1-3372 (1123 amino acids)
Biological process (GO): DNA integration
Molecular function (GO): nucleic acid binding
Source: RefSeq, a predicted model, not a curated record
AUGAUAUCGUCACUUCAAGAAUUACUUAAAACUGGGAGUGCUCUUGGACUACAGAGGUCAGAGCUCCGUGAUUUUCUUCUUGAUGAACAAAACAGAGAGAGAGAAGAGAGGAAGCUUGAUAGAGAGGAAAAGCGAACCGAAGCUGAGAGACAGCACCAGCUAGUUCUAUUGAAGGGGAAGAGGGAUGAAAUGGCGUUACAGUUGUCACUGGAGAAGGAGCGUGAGGAACGUGCUGUGAGAGAACAUAGCAGGAAGAUAGAGUUAUUGGAAUAUCAGAAAACCCAAGGUGCUAAUCCUACAGGAAAUGCUGACCAGAAGAUGUCCCAUGGUUUAGUGAAGGGUCCUAAACUGCCUCCUUACGAAGAAGGGAAGGACAACAUUGACAGUUAUUUGCAGCGGUUUGAGCGGUAUGCUAUAGCUCAACACUGGGAUCGAGAUAGUCAGUGGGCGACUAACCUCAGUGCUCUUCUCAAGGGUAAUGCCUUAGACGUCUUCAGUCGACUACCCGUGGAACAGUCAUUCAACUACGAUACUCUGAAAGAGGCUUUACUUAAACGAUUUGAGAUGACCGAGGAAGGGUUUCGACAACGGUUCCGGACUGGUAGGCCUGACUUAGGUGAAACGCUUACUCAGUUUUCUGUAAGGUUGGACAACUACUUUGUCAGAUGGUUGGAGCUGGCGAAAGCUGAGAAGACCUACGACGGGUUAAAGGACUUAAUGCUUCGGGACCAAUUUUUGCAGGUUUGUGGAAGUGAGCUUAGGCUGUUUCUGAAGGAACGCAUUCCAAAGUCCAUGGCAGAAAUGGCGAAGCUAGCAGAUCAAUUUGCUGACGCCAGAGGCAACCCUUCGAACCUUGUAAAGGCGAAACAUACUGGACAUAAGCAGUAUCAGGGAAAUGUUCCCAAGGGGACUUCACAAAGUCAUUGUCCAGCCAGUACCAAGAAGAAGCAAUCACGUGUCGGAUUAGUGGCAGACUCUGAUGCACAAGAGGCAGCACAAAUAGAAGGGAUCCGCAAGCAUCGUUCAUCCGGCAAGAAGACGGGUAACCCGCCUUCAUGUGGAGCUCUUAGUUCAAGUGAAGAUGACAACGAUGAACGAGAUCCAGAUCAGCUCAGCAUUUCAUGUAGUGCGCCGGUGUUGGAUUCUGGUAUGCCUGUGGUCAGAGGUCUUAUCGGCAAGCAUGUUGUCACAGUGUUGCGUGACACAGGUUGUAGUGGAGUCGUUAUCAGAAGGAGUCUCGUGGACGCAGAUUUCACUGGUGAUACCAAGAUGUGUACCUUGGCAGAUGGUAGUAAGUUGAAAGUUGAUACAGCGAAUGUUGUCGUUGAUACACCGUACUAUCAAGGAACUGUUAUGGCUUGGUGCAUGGACACUCCAAUUUAUGACCUCAUUUUGGGAAACAUACAUGGUAUUAGAUCUCCUGGAGAUCCGAAUCCGAAGUGGAACCUUGAGGAACAGGUUAGUGCAGUACAGACCAGGGCACAGAAGAAGGCGGAAGAGACGCCAUACAGACCACUGAAGGUUCCCAAGGUGUUUCAAGAAAUAAAUCCCAUAGAUUUCAAGGAUGCCCAGAUAAUAGAUGGAACGUUGGCUAAGAUUCGUGAGAUGGCGGUAUCGGGAGAAGUUAAGGAGAGACGUGAUGGUGGGAAAUCACAUUUCUUCACACGGAAUGGUCUGGUAUACAGGGAGUAUAAGAGUCCAUCUACGCAGCAGGGACGGAUUUUUAAGCAACUCGUCGUUCCCUCGACGUACCGGCAGAAGGUUAUGGGACUUGCUCAUGAUUCUGUGAUGGCAGGCCAUUUGGGAGCCAAACGAACUAGUGACAGGAUCAUGACAGAAUUCUAUUGGCCGGGAGCACAGUCUGACGUGACGAGGUAUUGUCGCUCUUGUGACGUGUGCCAGAGGACUUUCCCGAAAGGCAGAGUGACGAAGGUGCCACUUGGAAUGAUGCCACUUAUUGAUGCGCCGUUUCAGCGAGUCGCCAUCGAUAUAGUCGGACUAUUGCAACCCGCUACUGAUCGGGGAAAUAGGUUCAUACUCACGAUUGUCGACUACGCCACACGAUAUCCAGAGGCUGUAGCUUUGAAGGGAAUUGAGACCGAACGGGUAGCAGAAGCGCUAGUGGACGUAUACAGUCGGAUUGGAGUACCGAAGGAAGUACUAACAGACCAAGGGAGUCAGUUCACAUCAUCUGUUAUGGGAGAAGUUAGCAGGCUACUUUCAAUAUGUCAGCUUACGACAACCCCUUACCAUCCCAUGUGUAAUGGGCUGGUUGAGCGCUAUAACGGACCUCUAAAACAGAUGUUGAGAAGGAUGUGCUCUGAGCGACCAAAGGAUUGGGAUAAAUAUUUGAAUGCUUUAUUGUUCUCGUAUAGGGAGGUACCACAGGAAAGCUUGGGGUUUUCCCCGUUUGAGUUGCUAUACGGACGGGUUGUACGUGGACCAAUGAUGAUCUUACGUGAAUUGUGCGAGAAGGAGGUUGCAGACCCCGAAGUAAAGAGUACUUACCAAUAUGUUCUUGAUCUGCGAGAACGUCUUGAGGAGACCUGCAAGUUGGCACAAGAACAGCUCCGAAAGGCGAAAGUCACACAGGCAAAGUUUUACAACCGGAAAGCGAAGAACAGAGUGAUGGAGCCAGGUGAGAAAGUGUUGGUGUUGCUACCUACGAAACGGAACAAGCUCCAAAUGCAGUGGCGUGGGCCUUAUGGCAUCGUUGAACGUAAAGGGCCUAUGGAUUAUGUUGUGUCUGUCGACGGCAGGCAGAAAGUUCUACACGCAAAUUUGUUGCGUCGAUACGUUCAACGAGAAGGGACAGGAUUGAAUGAAGCUGGCGUUCUUAACGCGGUUUGUUCAUCAGUUAUAGAGGGGGAUUCUGGUGGUAUUGAAGAGGAAUUACCGAGUACUGAUUGUUUCAACAUACCAACACCUGUGAGGACAGAGACAGUAGAAGACGUGCAAGUAUCAGAGCUACUGACAUCCAAACAGAAGGUAGAGAUGAAGACUUUGUUGGAAGAAUUCUCAGAUGUAUUGUCAGAUGUUCCUGGGAGAACUAAUUUGGUAGUUCAUGAUAUCCGAACAACUUCCAGCGAACCAGUUAGGGCAAAGAACUAUCCGAUUCCCUAUAAUUUGAAGGAAACCAUCCGAGAAGAAGUAGAAAAGAUGCUGAAGAUGGGAGUCAUUGAAAAGUCCGAUGCACCAUAUGCAGCACCGGUGGUAAUCGUCAGGAAAAAAGACGGCACAAACCGCUUUGGUAUUGAUUACAGGCAACUGAACCGGGUAACCAUCUUCGACGCUGAACCGAUGCCGAAUGCGGACGAUAUUUUUUCUCGACUGUCAGGAAACAGAUAUUUCUCCCGCUUAGAUCUCAGUUAA